UGUUCAGGAACAUGGGAACAUGUUGAUAUUAUUAUUAUUAUCUUUUAUUCAUUAGACAUGAACCUCAGUCAACUGAACAUUCAAAUUGGCUGGCACUGAUGGUUGACACGGGUUGCUACCAGCAUCCUAGUUCAGGACGCUUCCUGUUGACUGGAGUCAUAAAUACCCCCCAGCAGCUGCUUUUGCAGCAUUUUAGGAAAGAAAAGAAAAAAGCAGAAUAAAGAAAAACAUCAGAAAAGAGACAGAUGCGGACCAUCCUUCUCGUGCGCAUCGGCCUUUUGCUUUCCAUCUAUCUGUUGCACAGAUGUGAUGCUGAAACGGAAAUCUGCCCGCCGGGAUGGAUGACCUCCAGGGGAGCGUGCUAUUCAAUCUUCUGCGAGAAGCGGACGUGGGCAGAGGCAGAGAAAGACUGCCGUAAGCACGGUACGCGUGCCCACCUGGCCUCCAUUCUUGAUGAAAAGGAAACAACGGCCGUGUCCGACUACAUUGUCUCAUUGCUAAUUAAGAACUUGGGACCCGUUUGGAUCGGAAUGUUUUACAAGGGAAAGAACUGGCCCCAGGAAGAUUGGUGGUGGAUAGACGCCUACAAAGUUGUUUACCACAACUGGGCCCGAGCGUUACCUGAAGUGUCGGAAGACAAGAAGUACUGCAUCUACUUAAUGGGAAACG
Crotalus tigris (Tiger rattlesnake) is the source of this 669-nucleotide messenger RNA. RefSeq names its product C-type lectin-like. The annotation marks the transcript as partial. NCBI's taxonomy places the organism in Eukaryota, Metazoa, Chordata, Lepidosauria, Squamata, Viperidae. The record is from RefSeq and is a predicted model, not a curated record. Gene Ontology annotation, molecular function: signaling receptor activity. The transcript has 6 exons.